Messenger RNA from Entelurus aequoreus (snake pipefish), 2958 nucleotides. It is a transcript of the gene abhd8a, whose product is annotated as abhydrolase domain containing 8a. NCBI's taxonomy places the organism in Eukaryota, Metazoa, Chordata, Actinopteri, Syngnathiformes, Syngnathidae. The transcript is spliced from 4 exons. The coding region runs from base 7 to 1383 and encodes 458 amino acids. Gene Ontology annotation, molecular function: catalytic activity. The record is from RefSeq and is a predicted model, not a curated record.
GGCACCAUGCUGACUAGUAUCACCGAGGGGAUACUGUGCUGCCUCACCGGGAAGGCGGCACGUCUCGUUCUGCCCCUGGAGUCCACAGCACCCUCCGACGGCUUUGAAUUCGUGGAGGUGAAACCCGGAAGAGUUCUGCGAGUCCGCCAUAUCGUCCCCGAGCGUCAGCCGGUUGGUAAGGAGGAGCGAGAGCAGAAGGACGGUGAAGACGCCGACGGUGGUGUCCACUGCAAGAGGAAGAUCACGGUCUACCGUAACGGUCAGCUAGUCAUUGAGAACCUCGGCGAUGUUUUGCACUCUGAGAUCCUCCAGUGUCAGGACGGUGAUCUGGAGCCGUGUAGUACUGUCGAGGUGGAGCUGGCCGACUACAAGGAAAUGGCCUCGUCCCCGGAUCCCAGACCAGUUCCGCCCGCUAUUCCUCCGCCUCCUGGCGAGCAAAAGCCUGCCCCACCUCCUCGCCGCCGCCGCCGGAAGCCCAAACGCACCGUGCUGAUCGACUCCCACAGAGUGAUCACCAGCUGCAAGGGCACGCACUCGGACGUGGCGCUGUUUUUUGUGCACGGCGUCGGAGGCUCCUCGGACAUAUGGAGCAGCCAACUGGACUUCUUCUCUCGGCUGGGCUACGAGGUCAUCGCACCGGACUUGGCGGGGCACGGAGCCAGCAGCGCCCCGCAGAUUGCCGCCGCCUACACUUUUUAUGCUCUGGCGGAGGACCUGCGUGCCAUCUUCAAGAGAUAUGCUCGGAAACGCAACAUUCUCAUCGGCCACUCGUACGGGGUGUCGUUUUGCACAUUCCUGGCCCACGAAUACCCUGACCUUGUCCACAAGGUGGUAAUGGUCAAUGGAGGAGGUCCCACAGCCUUGGAGCCCAGCCUCUGUUCCAUCUUUCAGCUGCCGUCAUGUGUCCUUCACUGCCUGUCUCCUUGUCUGGCCUGGAGCUUCCUCAAAGCCGGAUUCGCCCAUCAAGGUGCCAAAGAAAAGCAGCUGUUGAAGCAAGGCAACGCCUUCAACGUGUCGCCAUUCGUGCUGCGCGCCAUGAUGAGCGGGCAGUACUGGCCCGAGGGGGACGAGGUCUACCACGCCGAGCUCACCGUGCCCAUCCUUCUGGUUCACGGCAUGUGUGACAAGUUUGUGCCAAUGGAUGAAGACCAGCGCAUGGCAGAGAUCCUCCUGUUUGCCUUCUUAAAAGUCAUCGAGGAAGGAAGUCACAUGGUGAUGAUGGAGUGUCCCGACACGGUCAACACCCUCCUCCAUGAGUUCUUCCUCUGGGAGCCCGACUCGUCCAGGAAAGACAGCAAGAAGACGGAGGCGGCGGACAAGUCGCUAGCAGUCAGUGGCGCCUUCCACACGCUGAGAACCAGUAGGUCCUACGUGGACAAAUAGUUCCUUUUGGGGGCUUUGGAGCGGACGGGCAUUUUUCCAGGCACUUGUCAGAUGUUCUUCAGGCUGCUUCCCGGCUGAGAGCUGUUACAUUUGAAGGCCACGCGUCUCCAGGAUGGAGGCGGCCGCUGGUGCUCUGAGAUGGAGCUGGAACCCUGGCGCACUGCCAGCAGGGGAACAAUGGCGAGGAAGGCAACUGGUGCAAAUAACGAGGUUGGGCUUUUUUUUUGUUUUGUUCAAAACGUAUUUUUUGUGGACGGUUACAAGUCGUGAUGCAACAGUCAUGAAAUACGAAUAGUUUCUAUAGCCAACGGAAUGCUGACGAGGGCCGAGGUUACAUACGUGAAUGUUCUUCUAAGGACGUGACUCAGUGUUUAUUUCAUACGAAAGGAAUAACCCAAAUAUACACAAUAACUCCUACAGUAGGCUAUGUGUGACUGAUUGGACCACAUAUUGCCGAAGAACCAACAUAUAUCGUAAUAAUAACCACAUGGUCGCAUGAAGAUUUAGUCAUAACCAACAGGAGGUCUCACUGUAAAAAAAAAAAGACCUGCCUUUUACAGUAUUUUAUCCACAGUAAAAUGCACGGUUGCAUUACAACACAUCCGUCUUUAUAUUUCACAGCAAUGAACUGUUAUUUCACAGUGAAAUACUGUCUUCCAAGUCCUCUGUACCCAUGAAGGUUCUCACUCAUCCAGGUCCUUGUAGUCUCAGGGCGUUCAAUCAUCAUAACUGGACUGUUUGGUUGGUCUUGGAAGAUGUUUGGUCUCUCAUCCCAGUAGACUUCAUCAGUUCAUGUUCAUAGACUUAGAUUGGUCAGAUCGAGUCUUAGACUUAGAUUGGGUAGAUCUAGUCUUAGAUUUGGAUUGGUCAAAUCUCGUUUUAGACUUAGAUUGGUCAGAUCUACUCUUAGACUUUGGCCAGAUCUAGUCUUAGACUUAGAUUGGCCUGGUCUAGUCUUAGACUUAGCUUGGUCACAUCUAGUCUUAGACUUAGCUUGGUCACAUCUAGUCUUAGACUUAGAUUGGGCAGAUCUAGUCUUAGACUUAGAUUGGUCACAUCUAGACUUAAACUUAGAUUGGUCACAUUUAGCCUUAGACUUAGAUUGGUCACAUCUAGACUUAGACUUAGAUUGGUCACAUUUAGCCUUAGACUUAGAUUGGUCACAUCUAGACUUAGACUUAUAUUGGUCACAUUUAGUCUUAGACUUAGUUUGAUCAGAUCUAGUCUUAGAGUAAGAUUGGUCAGAUCUAGUCUUAGAGUUAGAUUGGUCACAUGUAGUCUUAGACUUAGAUUGGUCACAUCUAGACUUAGAGUUAGAUUGGUCACAUUUAGCCUUAGACUUAGAUUGGUCACAUCUAGACUUAGACUUAGAUUGGUCACAUUUAGUCUUAGACUUAGAUUGAUCAGAUCUAGUCUUAGAGUAAGAUUGGUCAGAUCUAGUCUUAGAGUUAGAUUGGUCACAUGUAGUCUUAGACUUAGAUUGGGCAGAUCUAGUCUUAGACUUAGAUUGGUCACAUCUAGACUUAGACUUAGAUUGGUCACAUUUAGUCUUAGAUUUAGAUUGGUCACAUUUAA